GGGAUGGGGAAGGGGGUUAGAAAGGAGCCUGCGUUCCCCAGCCCCCUGGAUCGGCCCCCACCAGGGAGAAAUGAAGCUCCCCAAUCCCUGGCGCUGCGAAGUCCGGGACAUCUGGGAAGGGAGAUGAGCCCAGCAGAGUCGCCCCAAUGCCACCAGCCCUGGGGGUGCAUUGCAGUGAGGAUGAGACAGAGAUCGGUGAAGAUGGACUCCCCCAGAGGACUGUGGGAAGCAUGGAGGCUUCACCCCAAUCCUGCACUCCAAGAGGAGGACCAGGAGCCCCACAUUCUACAAGAUCUCACACAUCCCCAGGGGUCUCUGCCUAGCUCGGAGAGGUGUGAGCGGCAGCAGGGCAGGGCUGACCCGCCCUGGGAGCCUGGAAUCCAGGCACCAGUAAGGUUUGAAGAAGUGGCCGUGUAUUUCACCGAGGAGGAGUGGCAUCUCCUGGAUGAAGGGCAGAGGCGGCUCUACAGGGAUGUCAUGCUGGAGAACUACAUCAAUGUCAGCUUCUUGGUCCCUCCGGUCUGGUCUGGAGUCUCACUUGAUCUUCUCCCCCGGCUGGCAGGAUUCCUGGUCCCCAAACCGGCCGUGAUCUCCCGGAUGGAGCGAGGGGAGGCGCCGUGCGUCCCGGAUCUCCAGGGCUCUGAGGGGCGGGAGAUCCCAGCAGGUGCCGGGACGGGGAGUGAGAAUCCCCAGCAGAGAGUGUAUCUGUGUGGGACAUUCCUCUGGAGAUUGCAAGAGGAUGUAUCCCAGAAUCCUUUAGGAGCGGAUCUGCGCGGGCCGUUUUCAGGGCGAUCCAAAGAGGACAUAUCCCAGCAUCCCUUGAGAGGGGAUCCACACAGGCCGUCCUCCACCCCGCGGCCCAGAGAAGCCUGUCCAGGGGCAGGAGUAGGGGGCCAGCUGGGGCUGUCCAGGACCCCCCGACGUGGGGAGCGGCCCACCAUCUGUGGCGAGUGCGGGAAGGGCUUCCUGCAGAACUCGGACCUGGUGAAGCACCUUCGCACCCACACGGGCGAGCGGCCCUACAAGUGUGCCCAGUGCGGGAAAAGCUUCACCCAGAGCUCGGCCCUGACCCAGCACCGCCGCACCCACACAGGCGAGCGCCCCUACCCCUGCUCCCAGUGCGGGAAGUGCUUCACCGAGAGCUCCACCCUGGCCCAGCACCGGCGCAUCCACACCGGCGAACGGCCCUACCACUGCCACCAAUGCGGCAAAGCCUUCAGCCUCAGCUCCACCCUGAAGAAGCACCAGCGCACCCACACCGGCGAGCGGCCCUACAUGUGCGAGGCGUGCGGGAAGAGCUUCGGGGAGAGCUCCCACCUGGCCAACCACCAGCGCGUCCACACCGGGGAGCGGCCCUACCGGUGCAAGGAGUGCGGCCGAGGCUUCAACCACACCUCCACCCUCUUCAAGCACCAGCGCACCCACACCGGCGAGCGGCCCUACCGCUGUGGGGACUGCGGCAAGGCCUUCAGCUGGAACACGGCCCUCAAGCAGCACCAGCGGAUCCACACGGGUGCCAAGCCGUACCAGUGCGGGGAGUGCGGCAAGACCUUCAGCUGGAGCUCCACCCUCAACCAGCACCGGCAGGUGCACUCCGGGGAGAAGCCCCACGUCUGCCCCGAGUGCGGCCGCGCCUUUGCCCGCAGCUCCCACCUGGCGCAGCACCGGCUGGUGCACUCCGGGGAGAAGCCAUUCAAAUGCGGGCAGUGCCAGCGGAGCUUCAUCCAGAACGCCCACCUGGUGUCCCACUGCCGGCUGCACGCCGCCCCCGCCGGGCUGCCCCAUGGCACGCAGGAGGGCCCUGGGGACCGGGGCCUGGUUCAGCUCCCAUCGGCGUUGGCCUAUGGCCGACCCCCGGGAGCCAUGGAGCCCGUCCUGCAGCGCUGGGAGGCGGUGAGCCUCAAAGUGGAGGGAGAAGAGCCGAGUGCCACCGGGGAAGCCCAACAGGGGGUGCUGUCUCUGAGCCCGUAUCCUGGGGCGGCAAGCCCCCUGGGCUGGGCUCUGAAAGAGAAGCCAGAGUUCCAGCAGGGAAUGGGUGAUGGUGAAAGCCUGGGGUGGGAUCCAGCACAAAAAGAUCUGGAGAAGGCUGAACUGCACCAGCUCUUACCGAUAGCAGACGUCCCCCAAGUAGAGCUGGGUGGGGCGCUGUCUGGAAGACCUGAAGGAACCCUUCCCCAAGCGGAUCUGCUUAGGACGGUCUCUGGAGGAUCUGAAAGAGACAUUCCCCUACUGGAUCUGUGUGAGAUGUUCUCUGGAGGAUCUGACGGGGAUGUUCCCCAUAUUGAUCUGCAUGGGGUAUCCUCAGGAGAACCUGCAGGGGACGUUCCCCAGGUGGAUCUGCAUGGGAUGCCCUCAGGAGGAUCUGAAGAGGAUGUUCCCAAAGCGGAUCUGCAGGGGACGUUCUCUGGAGGAUGGGAAGGGAUGGACAUGCAGCAGCGGGGAGACUCUUCAGUGAGGACCCAGGGGAAGCCAGCCCAGCAUGGCAGCCUCCCUGCACCGGCCCCGGAGAAACCGUACAAGUGCUCGGUGUGCGAUAAAAGCUUUGGGCAGAGCUCCCACCUCAUCCAGCACCAGGUGUCGCACACGGGCGAAAAGCCUUACAAAUGUCCCGAGUGUGGCAAAGGCUUCACCUGGAGCUCAGCGCUGGCCCAGCACCGGCGCAUCCACCGCGGCGAGAGACCUUUCAUCUGCCCGGACUGUGGCAAAAGCUUCAGCCAGAGCUCCAACCUGAGCACCCACCGGCGCACCCACACGGGCGAGAAGCCGUUCGUCUGCCCAGACUGCGGGCGCGGCUUCAGCCAGAACUCCAACCUCGCGUCCCACCGGCGCACCCACACCGGAGAACGCCGCUACCACUGCUACGACUGCGGGCGGGGCUUCUUGGAGCGGGCGGCGCUGGCCGAGCACCAGCAGGGCCAUGCCGGGCAUCGGCCCUACACCUGCGGGCAGUGCGGCAAAGCCUUUGGACAAAGCGCCAAGCUGGCCCAGCACCAGCGCAUCCACACCGGCGAGCGGCCCUUCCGGUGCGAGGAGUGCGGCAAAGGCUUCAACGACGGCUCCUACCUGGUCAAACACCGGCGGGUCCACACCGGCGAAAAGCGCUACCGCUGCCCAGUGUGUGGCAAAACCUUCAGCCAGACCUCUAACCUCAUCACCCACCAGACCACCCAUACCGGAGAGAAGCCUUUCCGGUGUGGGGACUGUGGGCGUAGCUUCAUCCGCCGGGCUCACCUGGCUGCCCACCGGCGCACUCACACCGGCGAGCGGCCGUACCAGUGCGCCCAGUGCGAGAGGUGCUUCUCCCAGCGCUCCACCUAUGCCCAGCAUCGCCGCACCCACACCGGCGAGCGGCCUUACCGCUGCCCUGACUGCGGCCGGGGAUUCAGCCAGAACUCCAACCUGGCGGCUCACCGGCGCAUCCACACCGGCGAACGGCCCUACCAGUGUGGCCAGUGCGGCCGGCGCUUUGUCCAGAGCUCUGCCUUCACCCAGCACCAGAAGACCCACAAGAAAGGGCAGGACAUGAGAUCCACGAAGAUGCCUCAUUAUGUUAGUGAGGUCGCCGGUCUAACGAACCUCGUUAAUGGGGAACAUGGACUUUCUUCUAGAGAAUCUCUUCUUGAACAGCAACUUCCUGUUCCCAGCCUGCCCGGCUGUGCACAGCGGCUGGGGCGGGGGGGGCCGGUCCCCAGCACCGAAAUCCCCCUCCAAAGGGGGGGGAGGGGAUUGCAAAGGGAGCCGGGGUGCCCGGGGGCUGCGAUGGAGGAGUGGGCUCUGCUGGAUGAGAGGCAGAGGGAGCUGUACCGGGACGUCAUGCAGGAGAACUAUGGGGACGCCAUUUCACUGGGAUUUCCUGUCCCCAAACCGGCUGUGAUCUCCUGGAUGGAACGCGAGGAAGAGCCGUGCGUCCCGAAUCUCCAGGGCUCCGAGGAACAGGAGAUCCCAGCAGGUGACGGGACGGCGAGCGACAACGAGGAAGAGGACGUGGCAGAGCCUCCCCAGCAGGAGGAAGAGCCUCCGGGUCCAGAUGCCCCCAACUGGGCCGAAGCCUGCGAGAGCUUGUGUCGGCCCCCGCAGCGAGGGGGCCGCUGGGGCCCGUACCCCCGGCGGCGGCGGGUCAGCACCGCUCCCCGGGCCGAACCACGCUUCUUCGAUUGCCCCGACUGCGGGAAACGCUUCACGCUCAGCUCCCACCUCAUCCGGCACCAGCGGGUGCACACGGGCGAGCGCCCCUUCGCCUGUGGGGUGUGCGGGAAGAGCUUCUCACAGCGCUCGGACCUGGGCCGCCACCAGCGCACCCACACGGGCGAGAAGCUCUACCGCUGCACCCAGUGCCAGAAGAGCUUCAGCGAGAGCUCCCACCUCAUCCGCCACCAGAUCAUCCACUCCGGUGAGAAGCCCUUCAAGUGCAACGUCUGCGGCAAGAGCUAUGGAGACAGCUCCUACCUGGCUGUCCACCAGCGGGCCCACACCGGCGCCCGCCCCUACCGCUGCCCCCUCUGCGGCAAAAGCUUUGGACGCAGCUCCACCCUCAUCCGCCACCAGCGCGUCCACGCUGGCGACGGGACGCCGGCGGAGGGCCAGCCCGCCCUGCCCGUGCCCACGCCAGCCCCCCGGCCCAACGCCCGCCACCUCCGGAUAGUGGGGUGGCAGUGGGGGGUGGAGUGAAGGGUGCGGGGUGGGUGGGGAGAGGUGGGGGGCUUAGGGAGCAGUCGGUCGCUGUGGUGGGGUUGGUUACCAUGGUGACUACGGAGGGGAUCGGUGAGUUGGUUACCCUGGGGACUGGUCACUACGGAGAUUGGUGGGUUGGUUGCCAUGAAGUGGUUGGUAACUAGGGAGCUGCUUGGUGGGUUGGUCACCACGGUGGUUGUUUGCUAGGGAGGGCAUUGGUGGGUUGGUACCAUAGCGAUUAUAGGGAGGAGAUUGGUGGGUUUGUUACUGCAGUGGUUGGUCACUAAGGAGGGGAUUGGUGGGGUGGUUGGUAAAUAGCAGAUUGGUGGGUUGGUGACCUCGGUGGUUGAUCGCUAGGGAGGGGAUUGGUGGGGUGGUUGCCAUGGCGUGGUUGGUAACUAGGGAGCAGCUUUGUGGGUUGGUCACCAUGGUGGCUGAUCGCUAGGGAGGGGAUUGGUGGGUUGGUACCAUAACGAUUAUAGGGAGGGGAUUGGUAUGUUGGUUACUGCAGUGAUUAGUCACUAGGGUGGGGGUCGGUGGUGCAGUUAUCAUGCUGACUGACCACUAACAGCGACUGGUGGAUUGGUUCCCAUGGUGGUUAGUUGCUAGAGCGAGAAUUGCUAAUUCGGUUAGUAAGGAUGAUGGGUCACUCUUGAGAGAGGGAGGGAAUUGGUGGUUUGAUUACUAGGGUGAUUGUUGCUAAGCAGUUGAUUGGCAGUUCUGUUACUAGGGGCUACUGGUCACUAGGGAGCGAGUGGAUUGAUGGUCUGUUUAUUAGGUGUGAAAUAUUGUUUGGUGGGGGGUGUUUGAGGCUCAGGGGGAUUAAAUUUGGGUGACGGGGAACAGAUUUUGGUACUCCCCAAACCUUUAUAGCAUUUAAUGAUGGUGCCCAGGGGGUUCAUACCCAGGAACCCCCCUAAUCCCAGCUCACCAGGAACCCCACCGUCACCACAGCCCACUUCCUAGUGCCCAACACACGAGGCCCCCCAUUCCUUCAGCUCUCCCUGUCUCUGGGCCUCUGCUUGGUUCAGAGGGGAGGGAGGUGGAUUGACAGCCUCGGGGCAUGGGAUAGACUGACACCCCCUCACUGGGGGUAGCGUCCGCAGCAUUCGCCCAUUUCAGAACCAGCCGCCAGGACGGAAUAGGAACAGAUAUUUCAUCAGGGAGACGGGGCUGCCGGGUGCCUGGGCAAAUCCUGUCCCUGGAGCACUGAGACGCCACAGACUCCACACGGCAACGGGGAAAUGGAUAAAAACAAAUAUUUUCUACUUAGAGAAUCAAUGGGGCCAAAUCCCCAGCUGGGGUCACUCAGCUGUAGCUCCAUUGGGGUCAGUGACACCAGGGCCCCAAUCGGCCAUGACUCCAGUGGGGUCAAUGGGCCAGAUCUCCAAGAGGUGUCAUUCGGCCAUCGCUGUCUCGGAGUCAACAGUGCAAGGCUGGUUGACGGCAGCUGGCCAUGUAUCCUGGAAGUUCUCAGAUCUUGUGACACUAUAACACAACUGACCUUUAUAUUUAUUGACGGUUCCCGUCCCCAUCAACUCAGCGUGCCCUAGGUUUGUCUAACUUAGAUUGUAAGCUUACUGGGGCAGGAACCUUUUUUUUUUAGACCUCUGUACGUGCACCGUGCAUAGCCACGGGGCUGCAGAAAUGUUUAUUAAUAAUAAUAAUAAUAAA
Messenger RNA from Gopherus evgoodei (Goodes thornscrub tortoise), 6345 nucleotides. RefSeq names its product zinc finger protein 629-like. The transcript has 13 exons. Bases 4 to 4668 code for a protein of 1554 amino acids. Gene Ontology annotation, molecular function: DNA-binding transcription factor activity, RNA polymerase II-specific; RNA polymerase II cis-regulatory region sequence-specific DNA binding. NCBI's taxonomy places the organism in Eukaryota, Metazoa, Chordata, Testudines, Testudinidae. The record is from RefSeq and is a predicted model, not a curated record. Gene Ontology annotation, biological process: regulation of transcription by RNA polymerase II.